CGCCCUCUCUCUUUCGAUCCUCCAAUCUUUCACUGUUUAUACUGCGCCUCGUAUUGCCUUAUAUGCCCAUACCCUGACCGUACUAUAUAGGAGCGGCCGAGCCUGCCAGCAGUGUGUAGUUUCGCCCACACGCCCCGUGUAGAGUGCUCGAGUGACGAGAUCCUGCCGAGCCAAGAUAACGUCAUAACGUGUACGUUGCCUCGGGGAAGGCUCGCGGGCAGAAGAGAAGGCUAAGCUCUCGACCUCUCUGCUAAGUCUAGUGAGCAGGAGGUGAUUCGACGGCUUCUGCAACAUCUGUCACUCCAGGUUGCUCGGAGACGGUGUGGUUGCCAUGGGAAACCUGUUACGAGUGCUAAACGACAGGGGCUCCGUCCCAAAAGUGGAUUUCUUUGUCGAUUUCGAGACUGCAGAGCCGACUCCAGAGGAGGGAGAAGUCCACAGGAAGGUUGCCACGGUCCUCGACAGAGCCCCCGACAUUCUUGCUGAUCUCCAUGGUUACAAGGGAGCAGGGGAGCACAUCAGAGAGGCCAUCAGUAACUCAAAGAGUGAGAAGCACCAGGACGUGGCGUGGAAGGCCGUUUGUCCGUCUGUCAUUCUUCUGAAGAAGUUCUACGAGUUUGCUCUGGAGCUGGAGACCGCUCUGUGUGACCUGCUGACCGUUCUGUGCAGCCCGGACAUGCCUGCCAUCCAGCAUCUGGAGAAACAACAGGCCAUCACGAAGCAGUUUGCAGAAAUCCUUCACUUUACUCUCUCUUUUGAUGACCUCAAGAUGACAAGUCCAGCCAUCCAGAACGACUUCUCCUACUACCGCAGAACACUCAACAGAAGAAGAAUGGAGGACACGAGUGCAGCGGUGGCAGAGUUGAGUGAUGGGGUGGACCUGCCGGACGACGUGGCCAACAGGAUGUCCCUGUUCUAUGCCAACCCAACUCCCAUGCUCAACACACUCAGUGGAGCCGCUGAGAAACUGCUACAGGAGAAUCCGUCUCUGACACUGGACAACAUGACCAACUGCUUCUCAGCCAUGGCGUCAGUCUGUCGGGUCAUCAGUGACAAUCCUCAAUACACGUCCAGGUUCCAGAGUGAAGAGACUCAGUUGUUUUGUCUGAGGGUCAUGGUGGGAGUCAUCAUACUCUAUGAUCACGUCCACCCUGUUGGGGCCUUUGCUGUCAAGGCCGCCAUUGAUAUGAAGUCGUCGAUAAAACUGAUAAAGGAACAUCCGAAGACAGCAGAAUCACUGCUCAAUGCACUAAGGUAUAGCACAAAACAUUUCAACGAAGACUCGACUCCGAAGGCCACGAAAGAGCUCCUGUCAUGAUGAGUCAAUUGUAGUUGCCGUGGUAACACUUGUGUAGCUCGCUCACAAACUCUCCACUCACACCACAUUCUUUCACUUCAUGCACAAUUGUAUUAGAACUGUAAUGACUGAUGUAAUUUAAUGACCGCUGCCGGGAGUGCUGCAGUGGCAAUAUUAUGACAUCAUCACGACGUAAUGUAAAUGUGAAACCAUAU
Geodia barretti is the source of this 1512-nucleotide messenger RNA. NCBI's taxonomy places the organism in Eukaryota, Metazoa, Porifera, Demospongiae, Tetractinellida, Geodiidae. The record is from the annotation of a GenBank genome assembly.